UUUAUUUUCCUUCUGCUUGCGUACCGUGCAAGAUGUGUCGUCGAUUCAAAGCGAGUCUGUUAAAAGUGUAGCAAAAAAACAGCAACAAAAAGAUUGUCCCAUAGCCCACAGCCAGUUGAGGGUGUUUGAAUAACACUUUUCCAUGGAGCUUCAAUGUUGUUAAAAGUUUACUUCGGAGCAAAAAUAAAUACAGUGAAGAGAGCGGAAAAUACAGGCCAAUAUCUUUGUGUCAUCGCUGCUGGUCGUCUAUGCCGAGUGAAUAUCUAUUUGCAACCCGUGCGAUAGAUCUCUCUAUCCGCUAGAAUAACGCGCAAUAGAAGUGAAAUCACCUCGUGAAGUUACACAACUGCGGUACUGUCGUAGUGUCCGGAAAAAAAAUUAAAACUAUAAUAUUACUUUCAAAUCAGUUAUCAGUGACCAAUUUUGCAACGGAAUAGGUGCAUCAUUUUUGAAUGACCUUCGAUAGAACCAAUUGGUGACCAACGUUAAAGUGAAACAAAAGCAAAAAUGCCAACCUUACUAGAAGCACUGGAAAACAAGUACGGGUUUGGGGAUCAUCGAGAAAAAAUAGACGAAACGCUUGUUUCGAUAUUUGUACCGAAGUUGCCACCAAGGCUAAGCGUCCUGGAAUUGCUGAUUCUAAAUGACUGCAACAUUGACAAGGCGGGCAAGCCGGAAGAUUUGCGCCAGAAAUGUUGCACCGUCAAGGAGUUGGAUCUGGCCCAGAAUAAACUGGAAGACUGGGAUGAGGUUUUCGGAAUAUUGUCACACAUGCCGCGAGUUGAGUUUGUCAACUUGAGUCUCAACCGGUUGGGUGGUCCAAUCGAAAUUCCUCAACCGUGGAAGAUGGAUCGACUGCGCAGCUUGGUUCUCAACAAUACCAAACUCGAAUGGUACGGAGUUGAAACGUUGUUGCAGUUACUGCCCGUGCUUGAGGAGCUGCACCUCAGUCUCAACGAUUAUACGCACGUGCUCCUGGAUACCACAGAAGAAGAUGCCAACGGGUGUCAAACUGCCGAGGAACCUGCCUCAGGAGAAAGCGAAUCCUGCCAAUGUUCAAGCUUUUCAACUCAGUCUAGUCAAGACAAGAAACAUGCCGUUUGUAAGAAAACUGAAGCCCACCAUGGUAUUAAAAAACUUCAUCUGACUGGAAAUCACAUCAGCGAGUGGAGUGAAAUAUGCCGCGUUGGACGCUUGUUUCCCAACUUAGAAGCGCUGGUGCUGGCGGAUUGUCCCCUACGAUCACUCACUUCUGCCCAAAAUGAAACAAACGAGUCAAAUUCGGCUGCCACUCCAAACAGUCAUGAACACUUCAAGACCUUAACGUUGCUCAAUUUGAGCAAUGCUAAAAUCAACAACUGGGACGACAUUGAUCGGCUAGCUAAAUUUCCAGCGUUGAAGAACCUGAGAGUACAGUGCUGGCCAUUGUGGGACAAGUGUGACUCAACGGAGCACGAGCGGCGGCAGCUACUGAUUGCUCGUUUACCUAAAAUCAACAUCCUGAACGGAGGAGACGUAAUAGGACCUGUCGAGCGUGAAGACGCCGAGCGAUCUUUUAUUCGUUACUAUCUCGAUAAACCCGAAAGUGAUCGCCCGGAAAGAUACUUUGAACUGGUAGCUGUUCAUGGAAAGUUAGAUCCACUGGUCAACAUUGACUUGCGACCGGAGAGACGAGUUAAAAUUACUUUCACGUACGGCGAAACAAGUGAAGAGCGGACUGUGGAUGUCUACAGAACUGUAGUCGACUUGAAGUCUCGACUGGAGCGAAUUGUAGGUAUUCCGGCUGCCAAGAUGCGUCUGUUCUACGUCGAUCAAGAUUUGCGUGACCUCCAAGGACUUGAGGAAAUGAGAUAUCCCCACAAAAGAUUGUACAGCUACAACAUCCGGUCUGGAGAUGAAAUCAUCGUCGAUCAGAAACAUUAGAGCUUCCGUUGAGAAUCAAGUGUGAAGAAUGAUGAACCCCCCCGAACAAUAUCGUACUGUACUUCCGUGGCUGUUGAAGGAAUUGCAAUCAUCAAAACGUAACGUUAAUCUGCAGCUAAUUGCGAUUUCCUAACAAUUUACAAUGCGCUUUGAAUAGAUAUAACUUAUUGAAUAAUCAACAACAUAAUUUGUUUAUGUGAAUCCCCCUGUACUGCUGUGCACUGCACAAGCUCUUUUAUCAAUAUCAAUUUCUUACUACUAUAAUGAAUCGAGAAGACUUAUCAACAGACAAUUUUUGUCCUGUCUUAGAACUCAACGAUUAUAUAUGUGAAGGUAAUGCGAUGAAAUCUAUGCCAGAUUUAUUUACACAAAAGCAGUUAUGCAAUUUGAACGGAACCCGUUCUGCGUUCGUUCUCUUUCUUCAAAAUGAACUGAACCCACAGCGCAGGAGCUAUUGCUUUUCGUUCCAAAAACUGAACUUCACUUUUUCGUGCCGUUCUCUUCAAAGUAUGGAACGCGUUCUGUGAACCGCCUGUAGCAAGAGGCUCUCUAUGGCAACUGUUAAACUUAAAUAAACAUUCAGUUGAAUGAUUUAGACAGACCUUAGUUAGCUCGGUAGUAACAUGCAAGUACAGUAUGGUCCAUAAAAAAUGCGACAUGUGCAUUUUUUCACCGAAAAAUUGUUCCAUUCUAAAAUGUAUUUAACAAACUGAUUUUGUUAUGUUUCAUGGUGUUAGUUUGUUAUGUUUGAAGAUAUUUUCAUGACAGUUUUUUGCAGUUCGCCAAAAUUGGGUAUUGGUGGGCUACAAUAAUGGAUGUAUUUUUGGUACAAAAUUUACCUAAAUUUCAUACCUUAUAUCUUCAAAACAAAACAUGUUAAAAUAUCCAACCCUGUGUCCAAAGCAUCGUUGGAAGUCCCUCUUAAAUACGCCCAAUCGAGAAAGUUCAUAAAUUUUUAUAGAAUCAGUCGUUUUAGAGGAAAAUGCCAUUUGGGUUAUCAUCUUGAGUGAUUCGGUCUAAAUAAAUGAAUAACUUAAAACCUUUGACGAAUGGCUUUAAAGAGUGCCCAACGGCUCUAUACUGUUAAAAGUCAUAUUAGGGCAUCUGUUAGAGUCAAUUACCAUCAUUUGUUGAAUUAUUUUUUCCCCUUGAAUCAUUGCAGGCUCCAAAAACUCCUAAAAAUUGAAGCAUUCUCAGAAUCGGGAUAUUUUUGAAAAGAUCACUGUUUUAGUAUAACUGGUAAAUAGAAUGUGUAAAAUUCGAUAAAACUAAUUGUGACACGUCUCAAAAACAGUAACCUUGGAGGCUGUUUACUUUUUGAUUCAUACAAAAAUUCAGAGGUGGCUCUUCAGAACGACCAAAAUAGAAAAGUCAUUUUUCCUUUAUAUGGCCUGGGCUGGGAACAAAUUGGAGAAUUUUAAGUUUAAAUGUGUUGUGACAGUUUUUAAAGCUAAAGAAAAGGUUUUCAAUGCAUUAUUCGUUUGUUUGGAUCCCAUUUAACAUGUACACAUGCUACAUACAUCGUAAAUAGUCAAAACAGGGCCGAUUUUCACCAAAUAACAAUGUCGCAUUUUUUUAUGGGCCAUACUGUACAGUAUUCAAAGGAAGUGAGUUCGAGUGAGCUUUUGAAAUAUUUUUUUUUGUGUGAUUGGGUACCAACUUUUUGACGACGAUUGAAAUUACAUUUUUUAUACAAAUCAAGGGAAACUCCAGCUGGGAGGCUAAGGAGACUAAAUGAAACGGUUCAAAAGCAUAAAGCACGUGUGCCCCUGGAAGAGGUCGUUUAAAGGGGAAACCCCCCUAUCACCUCGGACGAACCCUGGACGACGCUGAGAAAUACAACCCAUGACUACAACAAGCAAGAUGACACGUGCCUGAGGACUAAUCCGUCUAGUGAAAUCCUUGUUUUGAAAUUUUAGUUUUCAAUGUAGUUUUUCAUUUUGGUUAUCAAAUUUUAUGUAAAGAACCAAUGUUACAUCGAAAGCUGUAAUUUUAAAAGGUGGAAACCUUACACUGCUAAAAAUAAUAAACAAACAAACUGUAAUGGAAGCGAAAUCUUAUUGCCACCGUGAUUUAAAAAAAAUCUAUACUUUUCAAGUUCAGGAAAAAAGAGAUUCACUACCUCUGAUUACAAAACCUAAUUGAUACCACUAAGCUAGCAGUACUGAAAUGUAAACGGAUGAUUUAAAGUCAAUGAAGUUUAGCUAGUCUACUGAGGUCUUACCAAAGUAAAAUAUUGAAGUUCUAAACUGGGUGUUCGGUUCAUUCCAUAAAGGCCUACUGAACGAACGUUUGUUAGAGACGAGCGUGUUGCUUUGUGAACUUGAACGAACGGAGAAUCCGUUCAAAAGCAUGACUGCACAAAAGGCGUUAGUUUCCUUGAUUUCAUCGUUUAGUUUUAUUUAUACAGCAAAUUUGAAAUUAUCUAAGCGAAAUGCUUGAGCAAUCCACGCAAUCAGGUGCUUCUCGUUUGUCAAAUCGAUUUGAAAUAAAAUCCUUUAUGUCCUGUAAUGUUUGGUUGUUUGAUGUACUCUUUUUAUAUUUAGGUCAUAACAAAUUACGUAAAAUAAAUCCGUAAUAAUAUUUUUUCGCUAAUUACUGUUUUGGUAGUUUUCUUUAAAUAUCUUAGUUGCUGGCUGGUAUCGUACAACGGUCGUGAUAAUCUAUUGUUAGAAAUAAGCCAUCAAAAUGGAUGCAAGAAACGAAUGCAAGGAUAAAAUUGUAAUAAAUAUAAACAUAAUAAACUAAUAUACAGUA
Messenger RNA from Culex quinquefasciatus (southern house mosquito), 4680 nucleotides. RefSeq names its product tubulin-specific chaperone cofactor E-like protein (gene mlt). Gene Ontology annotation, biological process: protein folding. The record is from RefSeq and is a predicted model, not a curated record. Lineage: Eukaryota; Metazoa; Arthropoda; Insecta; Diptera; Culicidae. The transcript has 10 exons. The coding region runs from base 508 to 1923 and encodes 471 amino acids. Gene Ontology annotation, molecular function: alpha-tubulin binding.